AUGAAGAUAAAUAGGCAUUUAGUGGUAGCAGAAGGAGGAAAUUUAGCUGCUGCUCGAGGAAGAGAAGCUGAUGCUCCGAAUUUAUAUGGAGGAAUCACUCAAGAUGUAAUCUAUCAAUCGUAUAAGGAACAAAUUGAAAAUGAAAAGAAAGAAAUUGCCCGAAAACUUGUACAACUAGACAUGGAAAGACAACCCAGCAUCAAAGAGUUAUCAAGGGAUUCAAUGGAUGAAUUUGGAGAGGUAAACUCUGGAGUGGUGGUUGCAGAAGACUUUAAUGCACAUGAAAGGCCUUCCAGCAUGAAAGCGCUUGCACUCGAGCGUUUUAGAAAAGCUGUCAAAAAAGUUGAAUCUUCUCGGAUGUCUACGCGUACAAGCUUUACAGGGACUUCAGAGUUUGGUUUGCUGAAGGAAGGUCUUGUCACUUCAAAAGAAGACAAGGAACCAGAAAUUAAGCUCACAAUUAAGCGAUCGUACUCUCAACUCAGGACAUGUAAUAUACCCAAACACAAAUUCAAAGUUGAAGGUAAUCAAAAGGCCAUAAAGAAGGCUGAUGAAUUAAGAAAGUGUGGAUACAAGACGAUGGAUAUCUUGUCAAUAUUGGGAGUUGAAAAGUACAUGUUACUCAAUGAGAAGAGAUUUUCUCCCAAAUGCAUGAUAGACGCUCUGGUGCAGCGUGGCAAAAUGGAAAGAUACCUCAACACGAGAGAAAUAUCAUUUGUAUCUAAAGAUAAAGUCAAAAAAGGAGAUGAAGGGUACGAAGACUAUGUGUUGGAGAAGAAGAAGAGAAUCUUUUUCAACGAAAAGAAGAAAGGAGGAGCGUUGAAUGUACAAUAA
Messenger RNA from Naegleria lovaniensis, 834 nucleotides. RefSeq lists its product as uncharacterized. Bases 1 to 834 code for a protein of 277 amino acids. NCBI's taxonomy places the organism in Eukaryota, Heterolobosea, Eutetramitea, Acrasida, Naegleriidae. The record is from RefSeq and is a predicted model, not a curated record. The transcript has a single exon.